AUGCUAACUCAUGAAAUCCGAAGCACUCUUGAUAGACAUACUAUUCUAAAGACUACAUUGGUUGAGCUAGGAAGAACAUUGGCCUUAGAAGAGUGUGCAUUAUGGAUGCCAACACGUACUGGAGUAGAGCUUCAACUUUCUUACACUCUACGUCAUCAAAAUCCAGUUGGACUGACUGUACCUAUACAACUUCCUGUAAUCAACCAAGUUUUCAGUACAAACCGUGCCGUACAAAUAUCACCAAAUUCUCCUGUUGCAAAACUUCGACCUACUGGGAAAUACAUGCCUGGUGAGGUGGUUGCUGUCAGGGUUCCGCUUCUGCAUCUCUCAAACUUUCAGAUUAAUGAUUGGCCUGAACUUUCAACAAAGCGCUAUGCUUUAAUGGUUUUGAUGCUUCCUUCAGACAGUGCAAGACAAUGGCAUGUCCAUGAGCUGGAACUUGUUGAAGUGGUAGCUGAUCAGGUUGCUGUUGCUCUCUCACAUGCUGCAAUUUUAGAAGAAUCGAUGAGGGCUAGGGAUCUUCUUAUGGAGCAGAAUGUGGCUCUUGAUCUGGCAAGAAGAGAAGCUGAAAUGGCUGUUCGUGCACGUAAUGAUUUCUUGGCUGUUAUGAAUCAUGAAAUGAGAACUCCCAUGCAUGCGAUAAUUGCACUUUCUUCGUUGCUGCAAGAAACUGAUCUAACUCCGGAGCAACGUCUGAUGGUUGAAACAAUCCUCAAGAGCAGCAAUCUUUUAGCGACACUGAUCAAUGAUGUCUUGGAUCUUUCAAGGCUAGAGGAUGGAAGUCUUCAACUUGA
This is a messenger RNA of Nicotiana tabacum (common tobacco), 794 nucleotides long. The record is from RefSeq and is a predicted model, not a curated record. Lineage: Eukaryota; Viridiplantae; Streptophyta; Magnoliopsida; Solanales; Solanaceae.